CUACCCUACCAGAUUCUCUCCCAGAGAGACCACUCCCGCCGCUUGCAUACAGUCGGAUUGAUGACGAUUUAAGGCACCGGGAGGACGAUGUACGGAGAAAUGGACAUGCGCGUCCUCCGCGCGCGCGCGCAGGAGACCAUUGGGCGCCGGCGUACCCUGACAGCAGGGGACCGCCACCUCGUCCACAAUGGGACCAGCAUCCUCCGAGGUAUGAUGACGAUAGAUCGUACAGGACGCGCGGAGAAGCAGAUCACUGGGAGCCGCGAGAUUAUCCAUCGCAAGGACUUCUUUCCCCUAGACCUAGCCGAAGAUCUCGCUCGCCGUCUUCGCCUCGUUCGCGCAGUCCAUUGUCUCCGGAGAGCACUGGGAAGGAGAAGCAUCGUCUGCCACGACCUACUGCGGUUGAUGCGGACAGACGGUACGAUGACGAACGGCGCCGUUCGUGGGACAAGUCACGAGAACGCCUGCACGACUACAGGAGGGAGCGGAGUCCGGGCUGGGGCGACUCCUACCGACCGGCCGAUGAUGAAUAUUAUGGCUCGCGCAUAGACCUUGACGACCGUUGGCGUUCUCGUCAUGCAGACGAUGAGGACAGAAAGUAUUCCUACACUCGCAGCUAUGACCGUCCGUCAUAUAGACCCUCAGAAUCGUACCAACCAUUAUCACCCCGUACUCCUCCGCGACCAUUGUCUCCACCUCGGUCUCCUCGUGAUGUAUCGCCCCAUCGUGACGAGCCUAAGCAGGUUACUAUCGAUGGGAAGUCUGACGCGCUGCCUUUGCAGCACAGCACGGUCAAGAUUGCUCUGCCGAAGAAACUGCCGACCCCACGGACAAGCCCUUCUGCAUCUCUUCUCAUCGGCAAAGACGUUCGGAAACCACCUCCGCAGGAGCAGGAUUCUCAGCCGAACGGAGAGCUUUCUGUACCUGAGGCGCCCGCAACCACGCCUCGGCCCAGGCGGAAACCGGUGUACCGCACGCGAGAAGAAGAAAGGAAUGCUUAUGGACGUAUAUUUGAAGGCCGCGGAUUGCAGAGCGACUACGACGUUCUUAUGAAGCUCGGUGAGGGAACUUUUGGUGAGGUGCAUAAAGCUGUACAUUGCAUGAAAGGACACCAAGUCGCGCUCAAACGCAUUCUCAUGCACAAUGAGAAAGAGGGCAUGCCAAUCACGGCCCUCCGAGAGAUUAAAAUACUGAAGGCACUGCGUCAUCAAAAUAUAGUAGAUAUCCUGGACAUGUUUGUUGUUCGCAGCCGAGGCAGCGAGGCACCGUUGUCCGUAUACAUGGUCUUUCCGUACAUGGAUCACGACUUGGCUGGACUGCUGGAGAACGAACGCGUUAAGCUCUCCCCUAGUCAGAUUAAGCUGUAUAUGAAGCAACUUCUGGAGGGUACGGAAUAUAUGCAUCGGAAUCAUAUUCUUCAUCGUGACAUGAAGGCGGCGAAUUUGCUCAUCUCUAAUAAUGGCUCGCUGAAGAUUGCUGACUUCGGCCUCGCCCGCGCCUUCGAUCCUAAUCUGGUCCGAGACAUGGCCAAUGUUCCUCCGGAGAAGCAGAGGAAGUAUACCAAUUGCGUCGUGACGCGAUGGUACAGACCUCCUGAGCUUCUCUUGGGUGCUAGGCAAUACGGUGGAGAAGUGGAUAUCUGGGGAAUCGGCUGUGUGCUUGGUGAGAUGUUCUGGCGAAAGCCCAUUCUGCCAGGGUCCUCCGACCUCGAUCAACUCGACAAAAUAUGGCAGCUGUGCGGCACACCCACUCAGUCCACCUGGCCGAAUCACGAUGCUUUACCUGGCUGCGAAGGCGUUAAGCGAUUUAACAUGUACCCCCGACGGGUAAAGACGAUGUUUGAGUCCAUUGGUCCCGAGACCGUGGAUCUCUUGGAUAAGCUCUUGACCUGCAAUCCGAGGGAACGCGUCACAGCAGCUCAAGCACUGGACCACGAUUACUUCUGGACAGAUCCUCUGCCAGCUGAUCCUAAAACUCUUCCUACGUAUGAGGCAUCCCAUGAGUUCGACAAACGUGGCCGUCGUCAACCACCUGUUGGCCCGCCUGCCCCUGCCCCUGCGCAUCCGCCUAUCGAAGCGUCAUACAGACCUCCGCCAGCGCCCACUCGUCCACCACUUCACUAUACCGGCAGACCUCCGCCACCAAGAGAGUCUUUCCGUAAUGGUCCUCCGCCUUCACACCACCAUCUCCCUGCUAGCCGACACCCGCCGCCCAUGAGACACCCGCCGCCGGCGUCCGCACCGAUCACACUACCUCCUUUAGUUUACCGCCCGUAUGAGCUCCCGCUGCUUUUCCCACCGCCACCUAAGGACGACCAGAAGGACCGUUCCGCUAAGGACCGCCCUGCUAAGAACCGUCCCGCUAAGGAGCGCCUCACGCAAGAGCGCCCUGCGCACCUGCCUCCUCGCCCACAGGUCCCGCUCGGCGACGAGCGACCGCGGGACGACCGCGGGGGCAGCUAUGAUCCACCGGACCCGACCUCAGAACUCAACUAUGGUUGAAGCACUCUGGACAUACUAUACCUUCUCAUUGUUUUGUGCUGUCGCUGUCGCAUUGCAUUCUUUAUAUAUCCUUGUUCUCGUGCGCGGUUGAUAUUCUUAGAACCCCGAUCUUUCGCGGCACUCUCGUUGCCUCCCGCGACGCGUGCGCUAACG
Messenger RNA from Phanerochaete carnosa HHB-10118-sp, 2654 nucleotides. RefSeq lists its product as uncharacterized. NCBI's taxonomy places the organism in Eukaryota, Fungi, Basidiomycota, Agaricomycetes, Polyporales, Phanerochaetaceae. Gene Ontology annotation, cellular component: nucleus. The coding region runs from base 1050 to 2501 and encodes 483 amino acids. Gene Ontology annotation, biological process: protein phosphorylation. The record is from RefSeq and is a predicted model, not a curated record. The transcript is spliced from 7 exons. Gene Ontology annotation, molecular function: cyclin-dependent protein serine/threonine kinase activity; ATP binding.